UCCCAUUCCUUAUUUGUAGAUGGCUUCUGUAUGUACACUGAAUUAAUGUUUGUGCUACUCACUGCACAACCCAAAAGGAAAAGUAAGCACAGCUUAUACAUGGCUGACACUAGUUGACCCCUCCCCCCUCCUUGAGUUUAUUUUUAAUGUAAUUCCACUAUUGAAAGCCUCAGACCACAGAGGAAGCGUGCAGCUCAACAAAUUUGUGCUGCAAAAUGUUUGUGUGGCAACCCUUAAUAAAUGGUCACCGCCACUGCUGUUGUCAGUCAGCCACAGCAUAACACAACCAUCCAGAGAUGAGGAGCGCUGCUCUGCACUCCCCACACCCCUGUCCCCCCCCCGAGAAAUCAGGCCUCUCAGCUGUCAUUAUUGCUGACGCCCUGACCCUGAUAAAGGAUUCAUGGUUGUCAGAAAGUUUUCACAGAUUACAGAUAAAGGAUUAUGGAGGAGUGAGAGGCACUGGGUUGUCUAUGAUAGUAACAACCCCUUUUUUCGUUCAUUUAUUAAAAGCCCAUUGAAGGACAGUAGGUGAUUUGCGUUUUAUCAACAUCUCCAAAUCACGAGACGUCGUUAGUGCGAAUAUCUGUGGAAACAGGACAGAAUGUGUCACCAGCUCAUCAGAGAGAGUUUCUAGGUAUGCUUUGCACGUUUGUUUUACCUUCUCGUCCUUGCAUGAGAAACUCCAAGUCCUUGCCAAUGCCUACUCUAGUCAAGGAGAGAAUUUCUCAAGGAUUGGUUUGAGCUGUAAAGACGUGCGUUCCUGGAGGAGCCUGAGGUGGUUCUACAGAUGAGGAUCCGGCUGACUCUCACCAUGCCCACCAAGAUGGCCUCCGACCCCAUUUGCAUGCACUGGAUCCAGUUGUGGCACAGAUGUGUGUUGUCAUGGUGAUCAUUUACAAGAAAACACUGGAAAAGAAGGGUGCUGAUGAUGUAAGGUCCAAAGAGGCAGAUUUGGGGCUGUGCCAGGCGCAGACCAUGAGCCAGGGAACAAAACUUUUCUCUUGCGGACUCAUGGAGACGGGAAGGUGGCGAGACGUGGGCGGGGGCUGCGCCAUGCAGCAGAAGGCUGUGGGCUCCAGCCUGGAGAGCCUGUGGGAUGCGCUGCCCGAGGCCCACCAGAGACACACUCACUGGGGGAUGGAGGUGGGUGCCACCUCGGGCGCCAUCAGCAGCCUCCUGCAGGACUUGAGCCUGACCGAGGCCGCCUCCUCCUCUUCCUCCACCACGGCUCCACCAAGCAAGCGCCAGUGCCGCUCCCUGUCCUGCUCGGACGAGCUGGGGGGCUGGCGAUCCAGCUGGCGUCCUCAGGGCUCGCGGGUGUGGACGGCGGUGGAGAAGAGGCGCUGCCACAGCGGGGGCAGCGUCCAGCGUGGCCUGGCCGGGGGGCUGCACCAGGCAGAUUUUCCAGCCAUGCAGCGCAGCUCCAGCUUCAGUCUGCCCGCCCGUUCCAACACCCUGGAGCUGCCCUGCUUCGCCCAGGCUGGCUGCCCCCCUUCCUCCUCCUCCUCCUUCGUCGGUCUCGGACCCUCCUCCUCCCUCUCCCCGUCCUCCUUGGAACCCCAAACCCAGGCUUUUUACCUCUCCCAUGAACAGAUCUUCCCCCAAGAGCUCCCCGGGCCCUCGCCGCCCAGCUCCCCAGACUCCACCCCCGAGCUGGAGCGCCGUGUGGGGCAGGGGGGACUGGCACGGAGCCGCUCGCAGCCCUGCGUCCUCAACCACAAAAAGAUUGGCAUGAAGCGGCGGAGACCAGCCGACACACACAAGCAGAGGCCUUCCCUGGAUCUGGCCAAGAUGACCCAGAAACUCCGGAAUUUCCAUAGCCUUAGCUGCCCUGGGAUCAUGGGGGAAGACUGCUGCCAGUCAAGCCAGGUCACACCCAUCACCAGGAGCUCCACCCAGUACCAGACAGACUCCCACCCUCCGAGCCACCAGGGGUCAGCCCUACCUCCAGACACCAAAGAGGAUGGUGUCACGCUGAGCACCAAGUCAUGCCCCACCAUCGAGGACCUGGACCCGGACCCCCCAGGCCACCAUGACGUGACAGUGGGGACGACCAAUGGCAAGGAGCGCGAGCCAGUAUGGACGGGCUUAUGCGGCACCAGAAGAGAUCAGUUGGGGGGCGAGCUUGACAUUGAGCAGAUUGAGAGGAACUGAACCCCUACCUAGUGCCCUCAGGGUGAGGGGGGGUGGAGGGGAGACGGUAGAAGAUGAUCUGUAGGUGGUAUAGGAAGUGGUAUAGGAAGAAGAAAAAAAACGGAAAUAGUCUUAAAAGAAGAAGCAAGUGGAAUAGCUAUUGGGGCUAGUGCCUAGACACCUGCUUUGACUGUGAACACUGUGGAGACGAUGGAGAGCAUUGAGAAGGAGCCCAGAGAGGCCCUCGCUGGGCCUGUGUGCACCCUCCUACCCGCCUGUGUCAAAUAUCAUGUCUCUGUAUCUCAAGAGCACGGGUGGACACACACGUGCUCUGGAGGGGUGUGGGUGGGGUACAGAAGAGCUGAGGAAGCUCUGUUGUUUUGACUUCUUAAAGCAUUUCUUUGUUCGCCCCGAUUACCUGUACUUGGAUAUGGAGAGGAUACACAGCAGGCUUGUACAAACUCUCUACACUAGGGAUAGCAGAUGUUUCUGGUGACGUUUCUUAAAUAGUACACAAUGGGUACAUGACGAUGUGCAUGGAGACUACUUUGAGAGCUGCUGUAGAUUCCUUUGUCUAAUGGUAAAUGCACACACACACAAACCUGAAGCCUGAAGUAUACCCCUGGGGCUUAACAUCAACAGACUAUAAAAUUUGGGCUACCAGCAUCUUUCUCCUCUCCGUUUGAGAGAACCUUAGUGAUGCUAAUAGCGUUUAUAUUCUUUCUUUUUACAGUUUGUAACUGCAAAACUAUGUAAAACAUGAACAUAUUUCUUUACAAAUAAACACAGCUUUAAGUGUG
Osmerus eperlanus (European smelt) is the source of this 2933-nucleotide messenger RNA. RefSeq names its product family with sequence similarity 53 member B (gene fam53b). Lineage: Eukaryota; Metazoa; Chordata; Actinopteri; Osmeriformes; Osmeridae. The transcript has 5 exons. The record is from RefSeq and is a predicted model, not a curated record. The coding region runs from base 871 to 2154 and encodes 427 amino acids. Gene Ontology annotation, biological process: positive regulation of canonical Wnt signaling pathway; protein import into nucleus. Gene Ontology annotation, cellular component: nucleus.